Messenger RNA from Octopus sinensis (East Asian common octopus), 10896 nucleotides. Its product is annotated as neurobeachin. The transcript has 58 exons. Gene Ontology annotation, cellular component: cytosol; membrane. The record is from RefSeq and is a predicted model, not a curated record. Bases 374 to 10843 code for a protein of 3489 amino acids. Lineage: Eukaryota; Metazoa; Mollusca; Cephalopoda; Octopoda; Octopodidae. Gene Ontology annotation, molecular function: protein kinase binding. Gene Ontology annotation, biological process: intracellular protein localization.
UACCUGUAGUAACAGCACAAGUACAUUUAUUCACUCCGUAAGACCCAUAGCAAAACCGGAAGUGGAUGAUAUACAGCUUACCUGGAGUAACAAAAAUGUCCUACUAAAUCAUAUACAUUCAAGUGUAUAUAUAUAUACAUAUAUAUACAUACACACAUAUAUAUAUACAUAUAUAUACUCAUACAUACGUAUAUAUAUCUGUAUAUAUAUAUAUCGUGUACCCCACCCCCUUUUGUCCCAACCUCUGAACCCUCCGGCGAUCCAAAAUGACAGAGGUUGACAAAAAAGAAGCACUGGAAGCCUUCCAGGGUCAUUGGACGAUAAUACAGCAGCUUCUGGCGACAAAGAGACCCUCGUUCGAGUCAAGGAGUUGAUGAAGGCGUUGUUGAGGGGCGAAUCUACUUCAGUCAGCAACAAGGAUGUCGUUGACGGAGUUUUACACCUGCUCGUUGGUGGAGAGUUUGAAAUUGAAACAAAUUUUAUCAUCCAGGAUCCUCAUAAUGUUCUUCACAUGUUAGAUGUCCUGAAAGUCUGUUCAGCAACACUUCAGGCGGAGAUUUGGAGUGUAUUUACAGCCAUUUUGAAGAAAAGUCGACGAAAUUUGAAUGCCUGUACCGAAGUGAAACUCAUUGAACAUGUUUUAUGUAUGCUGGAAGAAGCAGACGACAUCGUUGCUGACCUCUUGGUUGAAAUGCUUGGUGUAUUGGCAAGUUACAGUAUCACAGUUAAAGAAUUGCGAAUGCUUUUCUCAUUAUUAAAAGCAAGAAAUAAUGAAUGGCCAAGAAACUCAGUCAAAUUGUUGUCUGUGCUCAGGCAAAUGCCACAGAGACACGGCCCAGAUGAAUUCUUCAGUUUCCCGGGUAAAAAAGGAUCGUAUAUCGCAUUGCCUCCAAUACGAUCAUGGCCUUAUCAAAAUGGUUGGGCUUUUUCAUGCUGGCUUCGGUUAGAUCCUGUGACUGGUGUCACUGUUGAAAAAGAGAAACCUUAUCUCUAUUGUUUCCGAACAAGUAAAGGUGUCGGCUACUCUGCACACUUCCUGGGAAGUUCCCUUGUAAUAACCUCAAUGAAACUUAAAGGCAAAGGUUUCCAGCAUUGUGUAAAAUAUGAAUUUGCACCCAGAAAGUGGUACAUGGUAACAGUGUGCCAUGUAUAUUAUCGAUGGAGUCGCUCUGAGUUGCGGUGCUAUGUGGAUGGAGAACUUGUAUCAUUCACAGAUAUGUCUUGGUUAGUUAGCACCAAUGAUCCAUUUGACAAAUGCUUUCUUGGAGCGAGUUCUGAUGGAGACCCAGAUACUAUGUUUUGCGGACAGAUGUCUGCAGUGUACCUUUUCAACGAAUACCUCACAGCUAAUCAAGUAGCAGCUAUUUACAGCUUAGGACCUGGAUAUAAGAGCCAGUUCCGCUUCGACAAUGAAAAUUCAACAAUCCUUACAGAAAACACACGACGAGUACUAUAUGAGGGCCGUUUGACCUCCUGCAUCGUGUUCAUGUACAACCCAGUUGCCUGUGAUAGCCAGCUCUGUUUAGAAUCAUCUCCAAAAGGCAAUACUUCACACUUUGUCCACUCUCCGCAUGCUCUCAUGCUACAAGAUGUGAAGGCAAUCAUCACCAGAUCUUUAUUGAGCACACUUCAUUCCCUUGGAGGAAUAGAAGUCCUUUUCCCUUUGUUUGGCCAGUUAGACUACCCUGUGAACAAAGCACCAAAUGAGAAAUCAACUAUAGACCACAGCAUCUGUGCUAACCUAAUGGGGCUGUUGUGUGACCUUCUUGAAAGCUCUUCGUCAAUCCAGGAAGAACUACUGCAGAGCAAAGGAUUCCUUGUCAUCAGCUACCUCCUAGAAAAGUCUUCAAGAGAACACAUAACUCCAGAAGUUUUAAACAGCUUUUUGAAGCUAACCCAGUACUUGGUAAAGUUGCCUGCUGGUGGAACCUUGUUGAAGCACCUCUUUGAUCACAUCCUCUUUAAUCCAGGUCUCUGGAUAUAUGCUUCUGUGGAGGUACAAACCAAACUCUACAGCUACCUUGCUACAGAAUUUAUCAAUGAUGCCCAGAUUUACAACAGCAUCCGGCGUGUGAGUGCUGUACUACAAACAAUGCACACAUUGAAGUAUUACUACUGGGUUGUGAAUCCCUACGACAGAAGUGGACUCACUCCAAGAGGCAUUGAUGGUCCAAGGCCAACAAGAGAUGAAAUCAUUAAACUAAGGUCUUUCAUGCUUCUCUAUGUCAAAGAACUAAUCCGCAAGGGUCAAGGAAUUUUGGAAGAUGAACUCCAGAGUAUCUUAAAUUAUCUGACCACAUUACAUGAGGACGACAAUUUGAUGGAUGUUUUAAUGCUUUUAGUCACUCUGAUGGCACAGCAUCCCUCAUCAAUGGUUCCAUCAUUUGACAAGAAAAAUGGAAUAAGAACUGUAUUCAAACUUUUGGCAUCACCAAAUGAGCCGCUUCGCAUUCAAGCAUUGAAGCUUUUGGGUUUCUUCCUGAUGCGCAGUACACACAAGCGCAAGUAUGAUGCAAUGAACCCACACAACCUGUUUUCUCUCAUCGGAGAAAGACUGAUGCUCAACAUACACUCCAUUACAAUAGCCACUUACAAUGUUUUGUUUGAGAUAUUAACAGAACGUCUUACCUUGGAAUACAGCCACGAUAAGCAUGUCGAACCAGAAUCUUAUUACAAACUUGAAAAUCCAGCAAUUCUCAAAGUUGUCGCAACAAUGAUUCGACAGUCAAAGCAUUCUGCUGAACUAAUGGAAGUGAAGAAAAUGUUCCUGUCAGAUUUGACCAUUAUGUGUAAUAACAACAAAGAAAACAGAAGAACACUUCUUCAAAUGUCCGUUUGGCAAGAAUGGCUUUUCAGUAUGGCAUACAUCUACCCAAGGAAUCUUGAUGAACAAAAAAUCACAGACAUGGUCAUGUCACUCUUCCGAAUGCUUCUGCACCAUGCUAUAAAAUUUGAAUAUGGAGGGUGGCGUGUCUGGGUGGACACCCUUGCAAUAUUACAUUCAAAGGUUGCUUAUGAAGACUUCAGAUUGCACAUGUCAAAAAUGUACCAACAGUACGAACGCCAGAGAGUUGAGAACAUAGUCGACCCACACGAACGAAAACAACAUCCAAUUAGCACCAUCUCUGGCAUUUCAGAUGCUGCAGAGAAUUAUCAGUCUGUGCCACAGUGUUCAGUGAAAAUAUCUGAAAUUUCUGCAAAACCCGACCAAGAGCCUAUGAAAUCUUUGGAAUCUGAACAGAAAACGAAAACCGGUAAAUUUCCUGAUAAACGAAGGGAAAGCGUUGAGAAAGGUGAAGCUGAGUUGGAUGUAUCGGAAAAAUGCGACAAAGAUAAAGAAACAAACAAUGCUGAAAUAACAGAAAAUCAGACAGAAUCUCCUAUGAAGGAAAUCAUCGAGGGUGUUGAUUCUGGGGAGAAAAAACACCAAGAAAAUGAACACACGAAAGAUGUAGAUGAACCAAAAUAUGAAGACUAUAAAAGUAAUCAGCUGGAGAAAGAGGUUGAUGAAUCGAAAAAAUACGAGGAAUUUAAAAGCAUCAAGGAAAUAAUUAAUACAGUGAAAAAUGAUGUUUAUCUGGAAUCGGACGAUAAUAAAAAUGAUGGCAGAGACCAGCAAUUGGCUGGAGAUUCUGGUAAAGAGAAAGCAGAAGAUGAUGGUAUUGAAACUGAAAAAGACAAAGAGGAAAGUGAUGGGCAAGAAUUAAAAGAUAAGAAAGAUGAUGCUGAUGCUGAUGGUGAUGAUAUUAAUGUAAAAGGAGAGAAAGGAAGUGAAAAGAAAAGUGAACUGGGUGAUGGUGUAAAGGAAGUAAGUGUUGAAGAGGAUGGGAAGGAAAAAGAAGCCCCUGAAAAGAGUACUGAUGAUGUGGAUGAUGAUGUUGAUGAUGGUGUUGUUGCUUCGAAGAAGGAAUCAUGUUGUGAAGGAGAAGGAGAUGAAAUAGUUAAAGAGCACAAAGAUGUGGUUGAGAGUAAAGAGGGACAAGAUGAAGGAGAUGAGAAAAUUAAAGAAGGAGAAGGAGAUGAGAAAAUUAAAGGAGAAGGAGAUGAGAAAAUUAAAGGAGAAGGAGAUGACAAAGAAGAGAAAGAAGUGGAAGAAGAAGGAGAGAUGAGAAGUGAAAGAGCAGAUGGAAAUACGAGUGUUGAUGAAGACAAUGAAAAAGACACGAAAAAUGAAGAAGAAGAAGGAAAAGAAGCAAAAGAAGAAAGUCAUAAAACAGCUAGUGAUGAAACUAAAGAAGAUGUUGAUGAUGAGGUUAAAAUGAAUGAAAAAGUGUCAUCGGAAGAUGAACGUAAGAACGAGCAAGAUGUCAGUGAUAAGGGUGAAACAGAUGCUAAUUGUAAUGAUGGGCGAGGUGACGAGCCUGUCAGCUCAAAGACUGAAUCUGAAAGCAAGAAUGAUACAGAAACUUCAUCUGAAUCGGAUGUUAAACAGCAUGAAGCAAGCAGUGGUGGGGUUGACAAGAGUAAUGACAAAGAUAAAGACACACAAGAAACUGAUGAAAGUAAAAAUUUAGGAGAUGAUCAGAAUGAAAUUGUUGAGGGUGGAGAUUUAUCUGCACAGGAUGAAGAGAAUGUAGAAAGCAUGGCUGUUAACGAGGGUGCUGGUUAUGAUGAAGGCAAAGAUUCGGUUCCGUAUGUAUGUGGAGAAGAUCAAGGUGUUUAUCCACCUGGACUUGGCUAUGAAACUCAAGCCGGACCGACAGGUUAUUUCACUCGAGAUGGCGAAAUGAUUUAUUUGAACCACACCGAAACUGGUGAAAUGAUUUACCAGACGGAAGAUGGACGCAUGGUAUAUCAGUACCCGACGGAAGAUGGCCGAAUUAUCUACCACACCGGUGAUGCGGACCCAAAAUAUGAGGCAGGGAAUUUAACAGUUGCUGAAGAAGAUGCCAGCAAACCUGUUUAUAAUAUUGAUGCUGAUAGUACAUCAGCCCCUGAAGAAAUAACCAACACCACGACACAACAUCCUGGCAGUGAAACCCAACCAAAUGAUAAAGAAAAUAAACAUUUGUAUCCUAUGGCCUUAUCAGAAUCUUCUUCUAGUACUUCAGAUGUAAAAUCUACUAAAUUACCAGCUACGACAUCGGCGUCAAUGUCUGCAACAGCUACAACAGCAACAUCUUAUCCCAUCGAUGAACUCCCUGAUAAUCAAGACUAUCCAACAGACAGUAGCUUACCCUCAGGAGCCAAACCUCGUACCACUUCAUCUGGGUCAUCCCGGAGAAGUAGCCAUGGGACAACUGGAAGUCGACACCUCUUCAGCCCUGGACCAAGAGCACCACCUUUCAGAAUUCCUGAAUUCCGAUGGUCCUACUUACAUCAGAAACUGCUCUCUGAUCUUUUAUUUUCUAUUGAGACUGACAUUCAAGUCUGGAAGAGUCAUAGCACACGAGCUGUCGUUGAUUUUGUCAACUCUGGAGAGAACCACAUAUACAUCGUAAACGUGACACACAUGAUCUCGCAACUUGCUGAUAACCUGAUAAUGUCAUGUGGAGGACUUUUGCCUCUCUUAGCCGCAGCCACUUCACCAAAUGGAGAACUGGAUAUUCUUGAACCAAACCAAGGCUUAAGUAUCGAGCAGGCUGUUUCCAUUCUACAAAGAAUUAUGAAUAUGACCGACAUCGUCGUUUUCACUAGCUCCACAAACUUCUCUGAACUGGAACAAGAGAAAAACAUGCCGCCCGGUGGAAUUUUGAGGCAGUGUUUACGUUUGGUAUGCACUGCUACAGUAAGAAAUUGCCUUGAAUGUAAACACCGCUAUACUCCAAAGACACCUGUGACAGAUCCAUCUCCAACACAGCCUUCUCAAUGGCAAAACACAAAGUCAACAAAUGGUAGCAUUGAUCCCAUACAAUCACUAAUAGGUGGAUCCCACCCUUCUCCAAAGAAUAUUGUUGAGAAUUUAGGGGGACAAACUACACCUAUAAAGGAUGCUGAAAAAUUACUUCAAGACAUGGACAUCACUCGCCUCAGAGCUGUUGUAUACAGAGAUAUGGAUGAGACCAAACAAGCACAAUUCUUGGCUCUUGCUAUUGUCUACUUUACCUCUGUAUUAAUGGUCUCAAAAUACCGAGACAUUUUAGAGCCACCAAGUCCUGCAUCGACCCCAACACUGGGCCCACAUCGAGGAGCAGUUCACUCUCCAACAUCCAAAGAUGUAUCAGAUGGAAAAACAUGGGAGAAAAGCCGUCCAGCUGUUCCAAUGCUCAUAAGCAUGUAUAAUACGUCUGAACGUACGUCUUUUGUGACGCACGAUACAAGUUCAAUUUCAACAUCAAGCGCAGUGUCUGUCGAGAAUUUCGGAUCAGUGACUUCUGGAGCUAGAGAAAUUGUGGGAACGAGUCCAGCAGAAUCAAAUAUGGAUGAGGAUAACAUUAAAAUGAUGAAAUAUGAAUGUGUUGAUCGACGUGCUACAGAAGAUGCCGGUAGUGUGCUUGCACAUAUGGUUAACUGCAACUGCGAAACACAAAUGCGAGGCGAGAAAAUGGUGCAUAAUCUCACAUCUUUUACAUGCUGUCAUGAAGGGGCAACAGGGAAUGAGUGCGACUGUUCUAUUGGUGCAAGACACGUCCCAGCUGGAGCUAAUUCAUCCCUUGUUAAUGAAGGUUCAUCACAACAGAAAGGAAAUGAGACUGACGAGGAAUUUAUUACCAUGAAAGAUGAUGAAGACGAAGAAGCAGCAUCUAAGACUGAAGGGAAAAUUUCUGUUACUGCCCAUGUAACAGCAAAUAGUGAAAGUAAACCUGUUGAGAAUUCAUCGAAGACAGCUGUAAAUAAAACUGAAGAAAUUAAGGCAGACAGCGAGAAUACAAAACUCGAUCCUUCAACUAAUGAUACCCCUGAAAGGGAAACAAAUGAGACUGCAAAAGAACCAGAUUUGAAAACAGAGAGCGCAGAUGGUAAACCUACAAGUGGUAGCCAAGACAAUAAUGAUAAGGCACCUGUAGCUGAAGAGAAAGAUGAGAGUGUGAAACCAAAAGCUGCACCUGAUGCUGGAAAUAUUGAAGAGCCACCUGCUGAAGAGACAGGUGACUCCACUAAAAGUACAGGCGUUAGUGGUGCUGCAGUAGAUUCGACAUCGGUUUCCUCAAGUUCAGAGCCAAAAGCAACGACCUCUUCUGCUGAAGACACUGCAGCUACAACGGUUACAACACCAGCUGUUGACAGCGGUACCGUUGUUAACGAAACGACGACAACAACAGCUGCGGAAACGGCUACUACGAGUACUAUCAUCACUGAUGUAAAAAUUGAGGUAUCUCCAACAACGGAAGAUGGACAACAUCAACCUGAUAACACCUCUAAAAUCGAAACGAGCAAAGAUCUACUGCAAGAAGGAGAGAGCAGAAAUGAUGAAGAAAAUCCGGAAAUACAAGAAUGCAUAUCUUCAAUAAGAAUUGAUGAGCAACCUAACAGUGUUUCAGUCUCGGCUGACACAGCAGUAAAACCACCUGAAAACCUACAACUUGCUGCAAACAUACCAGCAACGUUUGACAACCUACCAUUACCAAGCGAGGGAAGCUCACUUACUGAACGCUUGGAGAGAGCCCUCGGAUCGUCUGCUCCACUUCUCAGAGAGGUCUUUGUGGAUUUUGCACCGUUCCUAUCAAAGACUUUAAUCGGAUCCCAUGGCCAAGAAUUACUUGUUGGGGGCCUUGUUACACUGAAGCAAAGUUCAUCUGUCGUAGAAUUAGUGAUGUUGCUUUGUUCCCAGGAGUGGCAAAACUCUCUUCAGAAACAUGCUGGACUAGCGUUUAUCGAAUUGGUCAAUGAAGGAAGAUUACUUGCUCAUGCAACAAGAGACCACAUUGUGCGUGUUGCUAACGAAGCAGAAUUUAUUUUAACGCGUAUGCGGGCAGAAGAUGUGCAGAAACAUGCUGAAUUUGAGUCGCUUUGUGCCCAAACUGUAGUUGAACGCAAAGAGGAAGAGAAGCUAUGUGACCAUCUUAUAACCUCAGCAAAAAGACGGGACCAUUCCAUUGCUAAUGUACUGCGAGAGAAGAUUGUUAACAUAUUAACCAACAAACAUGGUGCCUGGGGUACUGUAAGUAAUAGCAGAAGUGAAUUUUGGAAACUGGAUCUCUGGGAAGACGAUUUCCGCAGGAGACGCAGAUUUGUUAAGAAUCCUUAUGGUUCUACGCACCCAGAAGCUACAUUAAAAGCUGCUAUUGAACAUGGUGCAACAGAAGAUGCAAUUAAUCAGGCGUGGGAGGCUUUCCAUGCACAUUUGGCAAAUGCCAAGAGGGGCCAGCAGCAACCUCCAGACUAUACUGAUGAAGAACUACUAAUGGAAGAGCGAGAUUUUGAACAAGAAUUCUCUGGUCCAGUGGCCUUGUCAACAUCAUGUAAGCUGAUCUCUUUGGGACUAGCUGUCGCUGGGACAAUGUCAAUUACAAAAACUGAUCUUUACUUUGAAAUGGAUGAAGAGGAUAAAGAGAAUAAGAAAAUAUCACCACAGGUAUUGGCCUAUGUCGACCACUUACACGGAAAAUGGCAUUUCUCAGAAAUAAGAGCAGUUUUCUCUCGGCGAUAUCUACUCCAAAAUGUUGCCAUCGAAAUAUUUACAGCCAAUCGAACUGCUGUCAUGUUUGCUUUCCCCGACCACAUUACCAUGAAGAAAGUGGUAAAUGCUCUACCCAGGGUUGGUAUUGGAAUACGCUAUGGUCUGAACCAGGCUAGACGAAUGUCUCUUGCAUCAGGAAAACAAUUAUUCAAGCUGUCAAGUAUGACACAGAAAUGGCAGAGAAGGGAGAUAUCAAACUUUGAUUACCUCAUCUACUUGAAUACAGUUGCAGGCCGUACUUACAAUGAUUUAAAUCAAUACCCAAUAUUUCCUUGGGUCAUUGUAAACUAUGAGUCAAAGGAACUAGAUCUCAGCCAACCAAGCAACUUCAGGGAUCUUUCCAAGCCUAUUGGAGCACUAAAUCCAGCAAGAAAGAAAUUCUUUGAUGAACGUUAUGCUACAUGGGAGCAUGAACAAAUCCCACCAUUCCAUUAUGGAACUCACUAUUCAACUGCCGCCUUUACUCUCAAUUGGCUUAUAAGAUUGGAACCAUUCACUACUUUAUUUUUGAAUAUGCAAGGUGGAAAAUUUGACCAUGCAAACAGGACAUUUUUUUCUAUCAGUCAAGCUUGGAAAAACUGCCAGAGAGAUACUUCUGAUGUGAAGGAACUUAUACCUGAAUUCUAUUACCUACCUGAAAUGUUUGUUAACCAAAACACAUACAACUUUGGAGAACAAGAUGACAAUAUCAAAGUGGAUGAUGUCUGUCUGCCACACUGGGCACGAACUCCUGAUGAUUUUGUCCGCAUCAAUAGAAUGGCCCUGGAGUCAGAGUUUGUGUCUUGUCAAUUGCAUCAUUGGAUUGACUUAAUAUUUGGUUACAAACAAAGAGGACCUGAAGCAGUUAGAGCUACCAAUGUUUUUUAUUAUUUAACAUAUGAAGGGAGUGUCAACCUUGAAUCUAUGACUGAUCCAGUUAUGAAAGAGGCCAUAGAAAACCAAAUCCGUAGUUUUGGUCAAACCCCAACCCAACUUCUAACUGAACCUCACCCACCAAGGAGUUCUUUAAUGCAUUUGUUUACCGAGAAAUAUCGUGAGCAGAGAAACAUUCUUAAGAAGACUCCCAUGAUGUUUAGCAGUGUACAAGACGAUCUUUGCAUGCUAAUGAAAUUCCUCUCCAACUCGCCAAUCACACAUGUGGCGGCCAACACUCAUCCAAUGGUUCCAACUCCAGCAGUAAUCACAAUUACCUGCAACCAUAACUUUGCUGUCAACAAGUGGAAUCCAAAUUACCAGCAGCAAGGAACACCUACAAGUUUCUCUUCUGACAAACAUGAAAAAGAUGCUGAACUACCAGUUCUCAUGGAUCAUCUGUUUGCUCAGAAUACUGGUUUACAUCGAAGGACGCUCGGGGAUAACUUUGAUCAACGGCUCAAAGUCACUCACUCAAGUUUUGUCACUACAGCGGAUAACAGGUUCAUUUUUGCUUGCGGAUUUUGGGAUAAAAGUUUCCGCAUCUUUGCCACUGAUUAUGCAAGAAUAGUUCAAGUCAUAUAUGGUCACUUUGACAUAGUCACUUGCAUCACUAAGUCAGAGAAUAAUACCAAUUAUGACUGUUACAUUGUUACCGGUUCCAAAGACUGCACUGUGAUGGUCUGGCAGUUCAAUGCUCGCAACCAAGCAAUAAUUGGAGAUAUUGGAAAUGCUGUCUUUGUUUCAGCUGCUGAGAAGCCAACCCCAAAAGCUACAUUGACUGGUCACCAAACUGAGGUUAUAUGCGUGGCUGUUCUUUCUGAGCUAGGAUUGGUCAUCAGUGGUUCCAGAAAUGGUCCUUGCCUUGUUCACACACUGACAGGAGAUUUACUCCAAUCUUUAGAUCCUCCCAAAAACUGCUUCUCCCCAGAGUUGAUCACAAUGUCAAGAGAAGCUUUUGUUCUUGUGAAAUUUGAUUCAGGAAAUAUCUGCAGCUUCACAGUGAAUGGCAGGCUUCUACAGUAUGAGAAACACAAAGACAAUAUUUUGACGAUGAUACUAAGUCGUGGGGGUGAAUACCUGAUCACCGGAGGAGAAUCCGGUGUUGCUGAUGUUUGGAGAACUCACGAUCUUACUUUGUUGUAUUCUUAUCCCAAGUGUGAUGGAAGUAUCCAUUCACUCUCACUUUCUCAUGAUGAAAGACUCUUGUUCCUUGUCUCGGGACUGGGUGCCUUCUCGUUUUCUUCAUUGACUUCAACAAAUGGCAUCAUGAAUACCAGGAACGCUACUGAACUUUUCCUCCAUAGAAACAUAACACAGAGCUUUGAAGAAGUCAAUGGCGCCUUACCAGUUUCUGUGUUAUCUGCAUGAAGUGGGGUGGGUGGGGGAGGGUGUUCAACGAACAUUAGUGUGUCUAGAGUUGG